Molecule: messenger RNA, 1304 nt
Organism: Balaenoptera acutorostrata (minke whale)
Lineage: Eukaryota; Metazoa; Chordata; Mammalia; Artiodactyla; Balaenopteridae
Product: zinc finger protein 496
Exons: 6
Coding region: 625-1302 (225 amino acids)
Source: RefSeq, a predicted model, not a curated record
CGCGCCGGCCGGGCCGGGCCGGGCCGGGGGUGUCGGAUGUCACCCCCAGCGCACACCUCGGCCGGGGGGCGGAGGAGCGAACCACUGAGAUGCGGAGACCUCCCCGGUCCUAGAGCGGAGCAGGAAGUGUCCCAGGGGAGGGAGCCGGAGGGCUUCGGCCUUUCCUUUCCUCCGCGUCCGGCGGGCUCCGGAGGCGGUCAGGCCUGCACGGCCCGCCAACUGGGACGCGGCGCGGCGGUGAGUGCGGCCCAGGCGGCCCAGGCUUCUGUGGCCCGCGCGCCCUGCCUCGCUUCCAGGAUCCGUGCGGAGACGGGGGCUCGGCUAGCCAGGGACGGAGUGGCCUCUGCAGAGAACCCGCCUCAGGAAGCACACCCGGGGGACCGGGCUGGAAGGAUGAGGAGCUGCUGCCGCAGACUUCCGCCGCAGGAGGGAUUUGAGUUAGACACAGGGAAGGAGUUCCAGGCUGUGAGCUCAUUUUGUAAAGGUCUCAAGGGCAAAGACGGUGACUUUGGCUCUGAAGCCUCAAGAUAGCGGCCUUCUCAGCUCGUCCAUUUCAGGUCCUUUCCAGGAGGACCUGGACACCGAAGGGUCGUCUUCUGCUGCUGACCCCCAUCAAAUCCCAUCAUGCCCACAGCCCUGUGCCCCCGAGUCUUGGCUCCAAAGGAAAGUGAGGAGCCCAGGAAAAUGAGGAGCCCACCGGGAGAGAACCCUAGCCCCCAGGGUGAGCUUCCCAGCCCCGAGUCCUCCCGCCGCCUCUUCCGACGUUUCUGCUACCAGGAGGCGGCGGGCCCCCGGGAGGCCCUGCACCGCCUCUGGGACCUGUGCCGGGGCUGGCUGCGGCCUGAAAGGCACACCAAGGAGCAGAUUCUGGAGCUGCUGGUGCUGGAGCAGUUUCUGGCCAUCCUGCCCCGGGAGAUCCAGGGCUGGGUGCGGGCCCAGGAACCUGAGAGUGGCGAUCAGGCUGUGGCUGCUGUGGAGGCACUGGAACGAGAGCCGGGGAGACCCUGGCAAUGGCUCAAGCACUGUGAAGACCCCGUGGUGAUUGACGAUGGGGACAGCCCUCCAGACCAGGAGCAGGAGCGGCUGCCAGCAGAACCCCAGAGUGACCUUGCAAAGAGCCAGGAUGCCCAGCCCAUGGCCCUGGCUCAGGGCCCCGGGCUUCCAAGCAGACUCUCGGGCCAGCUCAGCGGGGACCCAGUUCUGCAAGACACUUCCCUUCUUCAGGAAGCGAGUUUGAGGGACGCACAGCAGGUGACUGCCCUCCAGCUGCCCCCGGUGAGUGAUUUCUUCAAGGGUCUUUGAGA